AAAGCGAAGGCACCAGCGUGCGCUCCGUGGACGCGCUCGAACCUCACGCCGUGAUGUUCUAAUUAUUCAAAUAACCGAAUUAUUAACCUACAGUUGAUUGCUUGCGUAAUAUUUCGACAGAACGUAAUAUUUCGACUUGCGUUCGCAUUUAUUUUACAGUCGCGUUGAUUUUUAUACGUUUAUAUAAUCUGCAUUGCGCUCCUGGAGAAGUUCGUUCUUGAACUGUCGUUAUGGUUUGGAGAGUAUUUUGGGGCUAAAUGUAAACGCAUAGUUGUUAUGGAGACAUUAUGAAAGGCAAAGACAUGUAAUGCACUAUAUUACGCGCUGCAAUUUUAAUGUUAACUACACAGAUAUCUACUACAAUGUCACAGGCUGAGGUAGACAUGGCUAGUCUUGGCUUCCCGAAGUUGCCUGCUGGUUCUGACGCGGACUCGUUCUUCCCAGCGCGCCUGCCGCCGAGACGGAGGAGACACUCGGCGAACUCCAGGAGAAAUGCCUACAGAUUUAACAAACUCCACACCAUGGACGUUGAGCCCCAAGAGAGCAUUGCAUCUCUGACAAAAACUCUUUCGUGGUCAGCCGACAAUAUUUUAUCGGAAAGUACCAACGAGGAGAAAAAGACGGACUCUUCUCCUCCAGUGUCACUUGCCUCCAGCUCUCCACCUGAGACACGAGACUCGGACCCGCGACCCGCUGAUACCUGGGCCACCGAGGAGCCCAGCGCGCAGGAGGCUGAUGCCAGCUCGGACUCCGAUGAUGAAAGCACCGAGAAGAAAGCUGUUUUGUCAAGAGCCCUGUUUGAGAGUAAACGCAAGCAGGAGGAAAAGGAUGAGGUUGAGACUAAAGCUGUGGCGACUUCACCUGAUGGAAGAUUUCUGAAAUUCAACAUUGAAAUCGGAAGGGGGUCCUUUAAGACAGUCUACAAAGGAUUGGAUACGGAGACCACCGUGGAGGUUGCUUGGUGUGAACUGCAGACCCGAAGGCUGACGAAAGUGGAACGGCAGCGGUUCAGUGAAGAGGUGGAGAUGCUGAAGUGCCUGCAGCAUCCAAACAUCGUCCGUUUCUAUGACUCCUGGAAGUCCACCAUGAAAGGACACAAGUGCAUCAUCCUUGUGACGGAACUCAUGACGUCAGGGACACUGAAGACGUACCUGAAAAGGUUCAAAGAGAUGAAGCUGAAGCUUCUCCAGCGUUGGAGUCAUCAGAUCCUGAAGGGCCUUCAUUUCCUGCACACCCGAACACCACCCAUAAUCCACCGAGACCUUAAAUGUGACAACAUUUUCAUCACUGGCCCCACUGGAUAUGUUAAGAUUGGUGAUUUGGGUCUAGCUACUCUCAAGAGUGCCUCAUUUGCCAAGAGUGUCAUUGGAACCCCAGAGUUUAUGGCUCCAGAGAUGUAUGAGGAGAAAUAUGACGAAGCUGUGGAUGUUUAUGCCUUUGGCAUGUGCAUCCUGGAGAUGACCACAUCAGAGUACCCUUAUUCAGAGUGUCAAAACGCUGCGCAGAUCUACCGCAAAGUCACUAGUGGCAUGAAACCAGACAGUUUUUACAAAGUGAAAGUCCCUGAACUGAAAGAGAUCAUUGAGGGAUGCAUUCGGAUGAACAAAGACGAAAGGUACACUAUCCAGGACCUGUUAGAGCACACCUUCUUCCAGGAGAAUAAUGGUGUCCAUGUCGAAUUGGCUGAGGAGGAUGACAUGGUGAAGUCUGGCCUUAAACUAUGGCUUCGAAUGGAUGACACCAAGAAGCUCCAUGGCAAAUAUAAGGACAACAACGCCAUUGAGUUCCUGUUUGAACUCUACAAGGACGUCCCAGAAGAAGUGGCUCAGGAGAUGGUUGUUCUUGGAUUUGUCUGUGAGGCAGACUACAAACUGGUGGCCAAAGCCAUCCGUCACCGUGUCACCGCCAUCAAGCGCCAACGAGAAAAGCUCCGUCGACAGGCAGAAGAGGCCCAGAGACGGCGACAAGAGGAGGUGAUUGAGGAGGAACCCGAACCUAGUCUUGAAGCCGAACCUUCAGUUUCUAACCCACCUGCUCCUAAGCCUCCUGUAGAGACUCCCGUAUCCACCCCUACUCAAGCUCCGCCCACUGUCACAGUGUCAGGCCCCAUUUCCCUGUCUGCAAACGAAUCUCUGGACUCUGGCUUUAACGCCAGCUUUGCCACUGAACCCGAGGAGCCAGACGCGGACAAGCGGCAGCAUUUCAACAUACGUCACGCCAGCUACUCAUCAGCAACGUCUGACUGUGAGACGGAUGGAUACCUCAGCUCCUCUGGGCUUCAGGAACCUUCAGAAGCUCGAGUUCCUGUGGCAAACCAACCCUCCACAGCUCCACAACCAACCAGUGGAGCCCCUCGCGUGGAAACCCCACCCAUUGAAGCCCCUCCCACUCCAGCUGCAGCGAUCCCAGCUCUCCGUUUCCCCUCGAGCAUUGCUGUGUCCCAAAACACAGAGAGGGCCCAGUCAGGAAAUACCAGUGGUUUUUCCUCUCCUGUCGACAGCUAUGCUUCUGAUGUUACCUCUGGUUUGAGUGACGGAAACGAGGGUCUUUCGGAGAGAGGCGGGAAAGGUCAGAACAAACGCACCGGAACCAAGCUGCUCAGGAAGAGGGCUCGCUCACGGCUACACAUCACUGGGCUGUCAGAUAAAGUGGAUCGGGUUGUAGAGUGUCAACUACAGACCCAUAACAGCAAGAUGGUGACAUUUAAAUUCGAUCUGGAUGGAGACAACCCAGAAGACAUUGCUGCAGUAAUGGUACAUAAUGAGUUUAUUCUACCUGAGGAGAGAGAGGGAUUCAUCCACCGCAUGAGGGACAUCAUCAGUCGGGCAGAGGCCCUGAUGAGGAGAGAGCCUUUGGAACCACUCAGUCCCAGAGACACUGCUCGUCUGCCUUGUCUGAGCGGAGUCGGCUCACUGUCUGCCUCACAGCCCAAUCUCCACACGCAGGGCCUCGCUCGCACACACUCCUCCUCCUCGUUGCCAGAUUAUGCUGCUGCCAGUAUAGGGCCAGUGACCCGGGGUUCCUCACCUACACUGAGUGCCGACUUUUACGUUGAUCCCGAUGCCAUUCCACCCGUCCGGCCCCUGCGUUCACAAUCCUUCCACACUACAGGUUCCUCCCAGACCUAUCAGUCUACGCUCAACUACCCGCAGUACUCCCACCCUGAACUUCUGCCACAUCUCCUGCCAAAUCAGAUGUCUGCCAUGCCCCCUCAGCUCCCCAAACCACCUUAUGUUCAAAACACCCACUUUGCCUACCCCUACCAAAUCGAUCACGCCUCCCUCAAGAGCCCCCUCAACCCAAGUCCGCUUACCCGUGUCCCCAGCAACCCAAACUUCUAUUCCUCCUCUCCGUCCUCUUCUGUUGUUUCACCGGUUCAGCAGUCCAUCGAGAUUCCGCCUCAAGCUGAAACCAAAACUCUGCCACUUUCAGUUGCCCCUCCACCUGGUCCGCAAGCUGCAGGCAUGUGGCCGCCACAUUCCCAGCAGCCCUUUAUUUCGCUGGCCAAUGUUCUUUCUCUGGCUAUGAACUUUGCACAGUCCUUUAUACCCCCUGGAUCCAUCCCUCAAGGUUUCCACCCGCAAAUGACCCCUCAACCAGGGUAUGGCCCUAUGUAUCCAGCUCAGCAUGCGAGUAUGAGCAACGCUGAUGCUCCAUACCACCAGGGGGCACCGAGUGGCCUGUAUAUGGAUAUGUACCAAUAUCCUGAUGCUUAUAUGCAGAUUCCAGCACCAGUUCCUGAACCUCAAGAACGAGGCCAAACAGCAUCUCCACCAGUAGUCCCUCUUAGAGAGCAGAGAACAGGCACGGGCCCUGAGAUUAAACAGCCCAUAAACCCAAACCCCACAAACCCAAGCUCUUCUCCAGGGUCCAGAAGUAGCCCACUGGCAGAGAGCCAGUCUAACCCCAUUGGGCAGCUCAGAGAGCGGGCAGACAGUUCAGCAUCAAGCUCCUGCACCCCAUCCAGCACAAGCUCACCAGCAUCCUCCACAUCCCCCAGUCCGCAAAACACUGUGUCCUCACCCAUCCCAAGGUCCUCCCCCACUCUGUACAUGUCUCUGGCAGUGUCUGAAACGAAUACCAUCGCAGCCAAAUCUAGACUCUCACCUAUAUCUGAAGAGAAAAAGUCUAUUGUCACAGUGGGACGGUUCAAAGUCAGUCCAAGCAAGGAAAUCCCCAUUCCAACUCCCAGCCUGACGCCAACUCCCACCCCUACAGCUACGCCCACAUCCAUACUGACCCAAACAUGCCCUAUAACAGAUCCUCAAGCCACGCCCCCUGCACCCAACAGCCAAUCAGACAGCAGCACAGACGUACAGGUGGAAUCAGAAAGCAGUCACAGCUCUCUGAAUGAGUCCCCACCACUUAUCAAACCACCUAGUGUGGCUUUGUGCCGCUCAGACAGCGCCCCCUUGUGGACUGGAGGAACUAAACCACUGGACAGAGAAGUUGUAGAACCAGACGAGGGACGUGGAGGUGAAGAAGGGGAGGAGGAGGUGGAGGAGGAGACAGAAAGGAGGCGGAGGAGAAUAAGUGUAAGUUUGCUGGAAAGUUCAGCCGGGAGUCCUCAGUUCAAUCUAAAUCAGCCGUGGAUGAGUUACACACGCAGUACCUCGUACGCUAGCAGCGACGAGACAGAGAGUGAAGACGAGGGAAUGUAUGAGGAGCUACAGGAACUCAGAGAGAGACAUGUGGCAGAGGUUCAGGCUCUCCAGGCCUCUCAAAAGCAAGAGAUCGAGGAACUCUACAAACAGAUGGGUAAAGUGCCCCCUCCGGGAAUCGUGUCUCCAGCGGCCAUGUUGUCCAGCCGCCAGCGUCGUCUGUCUAAAAGUGGAGGGUACCCAAGCUCUCGCCGAAAUAGCCUGCAGAGACUGGACUUACUGCCCCCUACAGGUACCAUAGGUAUCAUGUGUAAGAACUCAGUGAGCGGCAGCAGCAGUGGGUCACAGGAAAAGGCCAGUAAAGGAGUGACUUUUGCCUCUGAUUUUCCAAGAAUUUGAUUUCUUUUUCUAAGGAGCCCUUUGGCCUUUGUCCUGCUCUCCUUAUGGGCUGAAGUGACACCAUUGCUUCCUCAUGCAACUGCUGAUGUGUGUGAGCACAUGUUUGUGAUGUCAGGAAAGGAGUGUGUGUUCUUCACAGACUGUGAUGUGAAUAUUUUUAACCAGUAUACCUCUGCUCAGUAUUCUAAGGAUGACUUACCUAGUGAGCUUUCUGAAGAGACAGGGCACUUGGAAGGACAGACUUUAUAUAUGAAACUUGUUUAGAGAUGCGAUGUAGUUGAUCUCAUUCUACUUUUCUGUACAUUCUUAACUUGUUUUGGUUUGUUCUUUACCCCCUGCUAAUGGAAUACACAAGAGAGGAAUGUUACAUGCACUGACCUUCCUUUUUAUCUUUCCGACAGUGAUUUCUUUUUCUAAGGAGCCCUUUGGCCUUUGUCCUGCUCUCCUUAUGGGCUGAAGUGACACCAUUGCUUCCUCAUGCAACUGCUGAUGUGUGUGAGCACAUGUGUGUGAUGUCAGGAAAGGAGUGAGUGUUCUUCACAGACUGUGAUGUGAAUAUUUUUAACCAGUAUACCUCUGCUCAGUAUUCUAAGGAUGACUUACCUAGUGAGCUUUCUGAAGAGACAGGGCACUUGGAAGGACAGACUUUAUAUAUGAAACUUGUUUAGAGAUGUGAUGUAGUUGAUCUCAUUCUCAGCACAGAUUUAUGGAGAAAUGCCCACUCAUUUGCAGCUAUAGCACCCCUAGUGGUUGAAUGUAUAAAUUGCUAAAGUUCUUUCACUUAGUCCAUGUGGUUGCUCUCUAUAAUGUUGUCAAUUCUAGAUCAGCUGCUCAGUAAAUUUUUAUUCCAACUCUCAGGCAGUCAUAAAUGCCUGAAUGAAUCGGUACUGAAAAGACUUGUACUGACUAAGUCCUUGUAAAGACUUAGGCCUCAUUGUAGGUUUGCUUUUAAAUAAAACAGUAUCAUGUACAUAAUUGACAAAUUGUAAAGCACAUUACAGCACAUAUAUGACUUUGUUGUUGCAAUGUUUUGCACUCUCAAUAAUUGCACACAAUAUUUUUUUUUAACUCCCAUAAUUCGCAGUAUUGACAUUUGAUUUUAUUUCUUUUUCACGAUACAAAUCUGAUGCCUCAAAAUUUGUCUAAAAUUAAUGUAGAUGUUGUGAGUAUCCAAAAACAAUGCAGAAUGCAAGGCUUUAUUGAUAUUUAGAUCUUUUAAUAUUUAAAUGCGAUUAAUAAGCAUAUUUAAAUGCACUUGUCAAUCAAUUAUCAUUUAGAUGUUACGCUAAUGUGACUGAAUAAAUUAAUUUCUGGAGGUAACAAUCUAACCAAAGUAUCUAAAACCACAUUUUAGAGAACAAAUAGUAGACAAUUGUUCAAAUAAAUCUGCCUUCAGUUCAGUAAAUGUCCAUACUGCCAUUUUUUUUCCUAAAUUGUAAUUAUACAUUUAGUUGUAAUUUUAGUAGGUACUGAUUAAGAAUUUAGUUCCUCCCAAUGUUAAAACAGCA
This is a messenger RNA of Sinocyclocheilus anshuiensis, 6508 nucleotides long. Its product is annotated as serine/threonine-protein kinase WNK4-like. The transcript has 20 exons. Gene Ontology annotation, biological process: protein phosphorylation. Bases 336 to 5000 code for a protein of 1554 amino acids. The record is from RefSeq and is a predicted model, not a curated record. Lineage: Eukaryota; Metazoa; Chordata; Actinopteri; Cypriniformes; Cyprinidae. Gene Ontology annotation, molecular function: ATP binding; protein serine/threonine kinase activity.